UUGGUUUGAUGGGUUUUGCUUAAGUUCUCAUAAUUCUUUUUGAGCUCUUGUAUGUGAGCAAGGAAACUUGGAAAUUUUUAGGUGAUUUUCUAUAGCUUUUUCAGUUGGUUGGCUUGUUAAUUGAUUUGCUUCUUUGGGAUGGUUGUUGGGUGUUGAAUUUUGAGGCUUGGGAAGAUGGCGAGCCUAUUCGGUGAAAAAGCUUAGUCAUCACUUAAUUAUAUGAAAUAAAUUUUAAUAUAUUAUGUAUUAGGUAAGAAUGAAAAUGUUGGCAACAAGAUCUGAUACUUAACAUGGUCCAUUGAAACAAGAUUAAUGUGGCGCCAAGCUAGCGGUUUUCAUUUGCAAACUGGAUUUGUGGCUUUGCAAUUGGCCUCUAAACAUGCGUCCUGCACAUGUUUGUAGAUCCAGCAGAUAGGGGUCAUUACUGUCUGACUAAUGACCUUUUUCAUCUUUUGCAGUUCAAGCUAGCUAUGGGAACUCUUGCAAUCGAUACCGAGUGUGUGGAUUCUGAUAUAUACCGUGCUUUGGGAUUCAAAGGAUUGGGUAAAGGAGUUGUUGGAACUCCACGGAUUUUAUCACUUCUUUCUUCGCUUCUUGAGGAAUCCGUCCAAAGAAACGAGAUGGAGUCCGAGACGGUGAAGUUCAAAGAUAAUGUUGCCAUGUUUCAUGGGUUAAGAGCUCCCACCAUAAGCAUUCAGCAUUAUAUCGAUCGCAUCUUCAAGUAUGCUGGCUGCAGUCCGUCGUGCUUUCUGGUUGCAUACAUUUAUGUGGAUAGAUUUGUUCAACAAACGGAUGUGCAUUUGACUUCCCUUAAUGUUCACCGACUCCUCAUAACCAGUGUAUUGGUAGCCGCAAAGUUUAUUGAUGAUGCGUUUUUCAACAAUGCAUAUUAUGCGCGAGUGGGAGGGGUAAGCACGGCGGAGCUCAACAGGUUGGAGAUGAGCUUCCUGUUUGGUCUGGAUUUCAGACUUCAAGUAACUGUGAAUACAUUCCAAAGAUACUGUUGUCAGCUGCAAAAGGAAUGUUGGGAAGGUAAUCAAAUCGAAAGGCCUAUUCGAGCCUGUGGAAUCAAAGAUAGUUGGCCAAGCAAAAGUGAUACGCAAUGCGCUCCCACAAUUUCAAGAUGAAGCUACGCAGUCAUGCCAAGAUUCUUGAAGAAACGGCAAGCUUUUGUAUCAUUUGAAUGCGCCUAUUAGUUAGCAUUGAUUGUUUCCAUCUUUUUCAUGAUGUUGUUUGUUUCUUAGCGUGCACCUUGUGUUCAUUGCUUUGCAGUGCAAAAGGCAUGUUGUAUAUUAACUUUGUGAUCAGCAAAUUUAUUUUAAAUGAUUUAAUUUAUCAUGCUCAAAUAUAAUUAAA
Molecule: messenger RNA, 1356 nt
Organism: Gossypium arboreum
Lineage: Eukaryota; Viridiplantae; Streptophyta; Magnoliopsida; Malvales; Malvaceae
Product: cyclin-U3-1
Exons: 2
Coding region: 393-1127 (244 amino acids)
Biological process (GO): regulation of cyclin-dependent protein serine/threonine kinase activity
Molecular function (GO): protein kinase binding
Source: RefSeq, a predicted model, not a curated record